Chelonia mydas (Green sea turtle) is the source of this 3888-nucleotide messenger RNA. Its product is annotated as deubiquitinase DESI2. Lineage: Eukaryota; Metazoa; Chordata; Testudines; Cheloniidae. Gene Ontology annotation, biological process: protein deubiquitination. The transcript is spliced from 5 exons. The record is from RefSeq and is a predicted model, not a curated record. Gene Ontology annotation, molecular function: deubiquitinase activity. Bases 1560 to 2150 code for a protein of 196 amino acids.
CCUGUGGAGGGCCGGGGAAUGCUGGGCUUUGCUGAUGUAACGGGCUCCCUGCACUUUUCAUUCAGAUCUGGUUGGCUGCAAGCUGGCAGAGAGCCUGAGCGACGCCUCCAACUCCGAUGAGGUCAUCCCAGCUCCCUUUUUUGGCUACUACAGGCAAGAUCUGCGCUGCCUCAGCAUUAAGGUCAGCUCGCUGCUCCCCCGGGAAAACUGAUGCCUCUAGGAAGCCCCCUGCCGCCCUUCCCCCAAGCCCAGCCCCCGCGAUUCCCUUAAAGCCGGAGCCGGAGGGGAUUGACCGCAGUGGAUGCUCUCGUUUGCUCGGAUGUGAAUGCUGUUUGCGAGUCGGUUGCAAGAAAUCGCGGAGCUGCUAGUGCCCGGCGCCCGCCUAACUAGGGCCAGGGCUGAGGCAACUCCCGAGCUGGCUCAGCCCGCUCCUCAAUUCGUAUCCACCCCACCCCAUCCCCGGGCGGGGAUGCAUCGGCCCCGCAGGGAGCGGCGCGGGCUCCAUCAGCUCUCGGUCCCCGGAGACUGGCUCCUGCGGGACAAGCGGCUCCCGAAGUAGGGGUUGCAGCUCGCCCCACGCUCUGAGUGGCGGGAAGAGCAAGGGUUUCCCGCGCUGGGCGCGCUCCAGCCCGCCCUUCAGCACUCGGGCAGCUCCCUGCACGCCGGGCCGGAGACAAACUCCUACGGAUGCGAUGGCAGAGUAACUCCAGGGCUCGCUGAGCAGCCCAGUGGCUGGCCUGGCCUGCGGCGCGUCCCUCUCCUCACCGGAGAGCCGGGCGGGAGCCGGAAUCCCGCCGCAGCUCCCUGCCGCGGCUUCCGAUGCCCUUUCGGCUCCGCAGGCUUCCCCGCACGCGGCCCGAGAAGAGACCCAGAGAGAAACUUCAGCACCCGGACAGCUGCCCUCGAGACGCGGGGACGGCAGCACCGCGGCGGGCUCCGCUCCCCGGCCCCGCGGGUGCGUCAAGCCAAGCCCGGCCCGGGUUUCGCUCCCCACCUUUGGGAGCGGGGACCCCGGGAGGGUGAGGGCAGCGACCUGGACCUGGUUCCACCCGCGCCAGCAGAGCGAUGGGGAGCUGACCUUCCUCCGCCGGCCGCGCGGCUCCGCAUUCGGGUGCUCCGUGUCAAUGCCUUCUUCGGCCGGGAGUCUUCGUCUCUUUCGCUAGUUCAACCCCCCUCUCCCCGCAAAUUUUCUGGAGAAAGGGGGGCUGAUAUCUGUGCAAAGAGCCUGCCCUGUCUGUCGUUUGGAUUGGCGGCUCCAAGGCUGGAGGGUGCCUGGGCAGUGUAUUGUACCAAUGCAGCAACCCCGAUGAGCUGCAGCGUUAGAAAGAAACCCAGGAUUGACGCUGCUGUUGGGGGGUGAAACCCCCCCCCCAACUUUGGCAUCCGGGAAAAGCGUGUCUCUUCCCCCCCUCCCCACCCCCCAGCCAAGCUUCUCUCUUCGGCGACCGUAGAAAGAAAUUUCCCAUCCUAUGUAGCUGAGGGUAAAAGCGUACCCGGGGGGCAGCGCCACAUCUGGCAGGGAUUUGGGGGUUAAAAUCCAGUGUCCGCCGCAAUCAACAAUGGCAAAUGAACCGGUGAUUCUGAAUGUUUAUGACAUGUACUGGAUAAAUGAAUACACCUCUACCUUGGGGAUUGGAGUCUUCCACUCCGGCAUCGAGAUCUACGGCAGAGAAUUUGCCUAUGGAGGGCAUCCUUAUCCUUUCAGUGGGAUUUUCGAGAUCACACCUGGCAGUGCGGUAGAGCUUGGCGAGACCUUUAAGUUCAAAGAGUCCGUUGCUUUGGGCACCACUGAUUUCACAGAAGAGGAUGUGGAUAAGAUUAUGGAGGAGCUGGGCAAGGAGUACAAGGGCAACGCGUACCAUCUCAUGCACAAGAACUGCAAUCACUUUUCCACUGCUCUGGCAGAGAUCCUGUGUGGGAAGGAGAUCCCCCGUUGGGUGAAUCGCCUAGCCUACUUCAGCUCGUGCAUCCCUUUCCUCCAAAGUUGCCUCCCCAGGGAGUGGCUGACCCCAGCAGCCCUGCAGACCCACAUCAACCUCGGCCUCCACAAGGAAGAACAGGGAGACACGACAGAUGAGGAGUCCCCAUCCACUUCUGCGGCUCCCUCAGCCUCAGGCACCUCGAGAACCUGUAGGCAUACCCGGGUCUAAGCUGUGCCCAACAUGCUCCCUUCUCUCGCUCUCUGGGUUUCAUUUCCUCUCUUACAGCAGCUUUCUUUCUCCCUCUUUUCUUCGCCCAAGAACAUUGAGGGAAACCCCCUUUAAUGAGAAGACGAGCUCUUGAUCCUUCUCGAAGGGUUGUCACUACUGUUGCUUGGCAAAAUGACGCUGAACUAUAGCAUUGUGCUGACAAGUGUGGUGGCUAACCUGGAUUCUCCUCUCAAGGCCCCCUGUGCUCCUUGAUCCACAGAGAACUACUGACUUUCUGGGCACGAGAGCAUGGGACUAGAGGAGAACCAUACCAGGAAGUUCCUUGGCUGGAACUGUUUUUAUUCUUUUAUCUCCCCCUCUCUCCCCUCUCCAGUUCUGUCAAAGCUGCCCCCCACCUACAGCAUACCUCCUGGACAUACCAAAUGAAGGAAGCAGAACCUCAGCUUGACUUUCUCAUCUCUAAGACCAGCAACAAGCUCCUACCUAUCCUCUUUUUUGUAAUUACAAGGUUUCUAAAUCAUUCAAAGGACAAGUGAAAGGUAUUGCUGUUGUAUGACCACCAGUUUUCUGUGUUAGAAUUUGAGAUUAGAGGACUGCCCCCCCGCCAACAACAAUACCACAAUUACCUAGAAAACAAAUGUAUAAUGGUGGUUUUUAUUUGGUUACAACAGGGGCGGGGGUUAAUGCUUGGGGGUAGCUACUAAGUAGAUGCAGGGGUGGCCUUUGAUGGAUUGGUUCUCUUAGUUUCCGUACCCAAGUCACCAGUUUCACAUCCCUGGUUUGCUGUUUCCCUUCCUUUUCAGUGGGGUGUUAAGUCUGUCUUCUGGCUGGCUAGCCAGCUGCCUCUGGCAACCUGUGUUUUGUGGAGGGACUUCUGGAGUGAGAGGAUGGUCAGAGGGAAUCCCUUGGGCAGACUGCUAUUUCCUGCAGUCUUUCUCCCCAGAACCACAGAACCAAACAUAUGGGUCCCUUAGCAGCCAUCUACCCAGUCUACAUUUAAAGCCAAGCCAGGAAGGCAAAAACUAUCUAGACAGAGAAUAAACCAGAAGAAUUGACAUUUGUUCCCCUGCCUCAGAGGCUGUUUUGGGAUGGAGAGGGUAGCUUGGAAUCCUGUCAGGAAGCAGAGGUUGCUGCCCCAUGUACAUCCCCAUGGCAUCUUUUGUUACAUAACACUCUCUUUAUUUCAGUCAUUUGCGAUAGAAAAGGGGCAAGGCUGGUUGACCAACCACCCCAGCAUUGGUUCAUAGAUGUAUUAUGCCCAUGAUAAUGGUUUCUAUGCUGGGGGGCAGGUGGAGAAGGGAACAGGUAUGCCAAUUCCAUUAUUCAAUCACCUAGCCAGGAAUUAUGUUCAGUGACUACACCAGCAUGGGAAGGGAACAUCUAGGUCCCUCUUCCCCCACCAUGCAGCUAUGCAGAAGAGGAAGACAAAAGAGCCUGAGGAUGCGUGUGUAAUGUAUUGAUUUAGGGCCUGAUUCCUGGAAGCACUGCGCUCCAGCUGAAGGCAGGAGGAGCUAUCGGUGCUCAGUGCCUCUGAAAAUCAGCCUCUUAGUGUGAAUAAUCCUGUCUCCAGCCACAGUGAGAAUAACAGACUGCUAAUUACAACCAGCUAAGCAAGCUACUCCAUUAGCUCAAGUUUACAGAAAUUGUGGGCCUGGUAUUGAAAGUCCUGGGUUUGAUCCCCACUGAUAUGCCUGGUGUCUGUACAUACGUGGUCUCAGUUUGUUACGUGUGUGUGUAU